Molecule: messenger RNA, 672 nt
Organism: Acanthoscelides obtectus
Lineage: Eukaryota; Metazoa; Arthropoda; Insecta; Coleoptera; Chrysomelidae
Source: the annotation of a GenBank genome assembly
GUUUUUUUCAAAACAAAAACUCCUCAUAAAAAUUAUUAUUAAGUUUUCGCUAUGAAAGGCAAAACUCUUAGCUCUCAAUCACAGGGCUUGGUACUAUCCUUGCUGAAUUAUUUUCAACAAGAAAAGGAUAAUGGAGGGCCUCUAUUACCAUUGUUAGCUGUCCAAGAGAGGGUGGCUCAGGCACUAAGUAUCAGUUUGUCCACUAUUACCAGAAUACAGCGCCGUUUAUCAUCUAAUGAUAAUGUCCUAAGAUCACCUGGAAAGAAGAGACCCAGAAAAAAGUCUAAGACAACAGAUUUAUCUGAUGCAGUCAGGCAUAAUAUACGAGAUACAGUGUAUCAAAUGUAUAGUGAAAGUAAUGAUAAUGAGCAGAAACAUGUCACAAUAGCAAAUUUGAAUAAAACGCUUAAAGAGAAAGAGCUUGCUUCUAUCAGCAAUAGCUCUUUACAAAGAGUGCUGCCCACCAUAGGCUUUAAAUAUAAAAAAGAUGGUAAUAGAAGAUUUCUAGUUGAGCAAUCCAGUAUUGCUUUACUUCGCACCAAAUUUUUGAGAAGUUAUAAUGACUAUGUGAACACUUCCUCGCAUCAAAUUGUUUUCAUGGAUGAAACAUGGAUAUUUUCAAGGAAAGCGAUUUAUUGUUGUCCAUGCAGGGAGCGAAAAAGGAUUUGUUGA